This is a messenger RNA of Cryptococcus wingfieldii CBS 7118, 1569 nucleotides long. Its product is annotated as squalene monooxygenase. The record is from RefSeq and is a predicted model, not a curated record. Gene Ontology annotation, molecular function: flavin adenine dinucleotide binding; squalene monooxygenase activity. Gene Ontology annotation, biological process: ergosterol biosynthetic process. Gene Ontology annotation, cellular component: membrane; endoplasmic reticulum. The transcript has 5 exons. NCBI's taxonomy places the organism in Eukaryota, Fungi, Basidiomycota, Tremellomycetes, Tremellales, Cryptococcaceae. Bases 1 to 1569 code for a protein of 522 amino acids.
AUGUCCUCGCGAGAACCAGAAAUCAUCAUCAUCGGCGCCGGCAUCGUCGGCACCGCCCUCGCCUACUCUCUCUCCCACACCGGCCGCAAGAUCCUCCUCAUCGAGCGCGACCUCGCCGAACCAGACCGUAUCGUCGGCGAGCUCCUCCAGCCUGGCGGUGUCGCCGCCCUCGUCAAGCUCGGGAUGCAAGACGUCUUGGAAGGGAUCGAUGCGAGUCCGGUGGAAGGGUACUGCGUGUGUAAUGGAAAAGAACGGGUGGGCAUUCCGUACCCCGUUUUGGAAGAGAUGGCGAGGGCGGAUGCGUCCAAGGGGCCAGAGAUUCGGGAGAGUGAGGAGGCGGGGGUGAGGACGAAAAAGUGGCAUGUCGAUAGCGCAUCGGGGCUGAAAGAAGGACGCUCGUUCCACCACGGCCGCUUGAUCUCUGCGCUCCGCCGGAAAUGUCUGGACGACGCGCCGAAUGUCACUGUCCUCGAAGCGACCGUGCGCGACCUGCUCUUUUGCGAACACACCAACAAGGUCAUCGGUGUCUCUGCCGCCCCCAAGGGCGCUAAUGCUCAAAAGCACUAUGCCCCGCUGACGAUCGUCGCUGAUGGGUGCUUUUCGAAAUUCCGAUUGACGCCUGGGACGCGGACGCGGGUGCCGGAUACGCGAUCGCACUUUGUGGGCUUGAUCUUGAAUGACUGUGAGCUGCCGAUGAAGCAUUAUGGGACGGUAUGCUUGACGCCGAGUGGGCCUGUGUUGUUGUAUCAGAUCGGAGACAAGGCGGGCGAUAUCAGGAUGCUCGUGGACGUCAAGGGCAAGCUCCCUAGCGUUGCCGAUGGUUCUUUGAAAAACUAUUUGAUUGACAACUACCUCCCGCACAUCCCCGUCGAACUCCGUGACCCCCUCCUCAACGCCCUCUCCGCCCAACGCAUCCGCUCCAUGCCAAACUCUUACCUCCCACCCUCCAUCCAAGGCCUCGAAAACUCGCUCCAGGGCGCCGUCCUGGUCGGAGACGCCUACAACAUGCGUCAUCCCCUCACCGGCGGCGGCAUGACUGUCGCUUUCAACGAUGCUAUCCUCUUGACAGAGUACCUCCGUCCCGGCGGUGUGCUCCGGGGUAGACCGGCGGAGGAAGGGUUGGCCGAGGGACGGGAGGGUUUGGAGGAUUGGGAGAAGGUGGCGGAGAGGUUGAGAGAGUGGUUUUGGGAGAGAAAGCAGGUUAGCAGUGUGGUUAAUGUGUUGAGUAUGGCGCUGUACUCGCUCUUUGGAGGGUCUGAUAAAUCGGAUUUGGCGAUCUUGAGAGAAGGAUGUUUCAGCUAUUUCGAGCUCGGCGGCGAUUGCGUCGCAGGACCCGUCGGUCUUCUCUCAGCCCUGACGCCCCGCCCAAUGGUCCUCUUCUACCACUUUUUCAACGUCGCCUUCUACUCCAUCUACCUCCUCCUCAAGAAAGGCCCGCCUAAUAGGAGGAAUGGGAACGUUUUCGCUGCGAUUGUGAUGCUUCCGAUCAACUUGCUUCUCUCUCUUCGGGUCUUCUGGUCGGCGUGUGUGGUGUUGCUGCCAUUCAUGAUCACCGAGUUCAGAGCAUAG